Molecule: messenger RNA, 4103 nt
Organism: Oncorhynchus masou masou (cherry salmon)
Lineage: Eukaryota; Metazoa; Chordata; Actinopteri; Salmoniformes; Salmonidae
Product: receptor-type tyrosine-protein phosphatase epsilon-like
Exons: 21
Coding region: 485-2650 (721 amino acids)
Biological process (GO): protein dephosphorylation
Molecular function (GO): protein tyrosine phosphatase activity
Source: RefSeq, a predicted model, not a curated record
GCCGCUCUGCAGUGAUGCUCACUCCUACCUGCCUGAUGUAGAUUCAUGUAGACUAUGCGCCCCGUGGGACGGACCAGGCCUACUUCGCUCAUAGCGACUUUUGUACAACAGCGUCAUUGGCCGGGCAGCAAGAUUAAUAUUUUCGUAAGAGGUUUGCGCCAUGGAAGAUAGUCUUCGUUUUCAUAUCCACUUCUCAUUAAUUAACCCCAGCGAAUAAAAACACUGAGCUUUUUUUUCUCAGCCAAUAAACCAUAUAAUUCAUCAAGACGCUGCGACAUCACAUUUCCUACAUCUCUACGGUGGUAUGUGUUUAUGGAGAUCACUGAGCUCGAGACAACUUUUAAACCGUGUAAUGACUUGAAACUUGGAAGUCCCCUGAAACCCAGCCCACUGGACCUUAGCUACAGGAACAAGCUGUGUCCUGAUCACAACCAAUACUUUCCCAGCCAGUCCCACCAGACCCUGUUCCUCUGAGACUAUGUGAAUGUGGACUGUGUUAUGGGUACAGAAUCCCAAGGGCCCAGUCAGGAAGAGAAUCAGACUUUCAGGUUGCUAUGGACUAUUGGAUCAACUCCUGAAUCCUGUCAGCUCUGCUUGGAACUUCACAAUGGUGUUGUUUCUGACUGCAACUAUAAUAACCUUGAAUAACUCCUCUCAUGAGAACCAGACAACAGAAAACCCCACCCCCCAGGGUGCCCAUGUACUUUCCUAUAUGCUGGUCGUCUCUCUUCUUCUCAUCAUCAUCGUUCUCCCGACAGUAUACUUCCUAAGGUUUAGAAACCACAGGAAGGCUCUUGUCACCUCAGUUGAUAAGAAGAUUCCAAAUGGCUUCUUGGAAGAUCAAGGAGAGCAGACAGUGGUCCUCCUCCCACGAUCCCCAUCUCCAUCCAAGCGUUACUUCCCCAUCCCCCUGGACUCGCUAGAAGACCAGUUCCGGAUAUGCUCGGCAGAUGACUGCAAGCUUUUCAGAGAGGAGUUCAAUUCACUGCCCUGUGGCUACCAGCACAGCUCAUUUGAGGAGGCUAGCAGGGUGAUCAACAGGGACAAGAACAGAUAUCCAAACAUCCUACCAUAUGACCAUUCCAGAGUGUUGUUAACUCAAAUCGAUGGAUAUUCUUGUACGGACUACAUAAAUGCCUCAUACAUAGAUGGUUAUAAAGAGAAGAACAAAUUCAUUGCAGCUCAAGGCCCAAUGCAUGACACUGUGGCAGACUUUUGGCGGAUGGUUUGGGAACAGAAGACUGCUACUAUAGUGAUGCUCACUAACCUGAAAGAGAGAAAAGAGGACAAAUGUUACCAGUACUGGCCAGACCAGGGCUGUUGGAUGUAUGGGAAUGUGAGGGUGGCAGCAGAGGACUUUACUGUACUGGUGGACUACACCAUGCGCAAGUUCUGUGUACAAUAUCAGGGGAGUGAUGGCCCCAAGGCCCCCUGCCUGGUCACCCAGCUCCACUUCACCAACUGGCCAGACUUUGGGGUGCCCUUCUCCCCCAUUGGCAUGCUCAAGUUCCUCAAGAAGGUGAAGACGGUCAACCCGUCUUAUGCAGGACCCAUCGUCGUACACUGCAGUGCUGGUGUAGGAAGGACUGGAACAUUUAUCGUCAUAGACGCCAUGAUUGACAUGAUGCAUGUAGAGCAGAGGCUGGAUGUCUUUGGGUUUGUGACCCGAAUACGGGAGCAGCGCUCUCAACUCGUCCAGACUGAUAUGCAGUACUCAUUCAUCUAUCAGGCUCUGUUGGAGUAUUAUCUAUAUGGUGACACAGAGCUGGAUGUGUCGUCUCUGGAAGGCCAUCUGCAGAAGCUCCACAAUACCAGAGCACCCCUCGAAAGGCUGGGCCUAGAAGAAGAGUUCAGGAAACUGACCAAUGUACGCAUAAUGAAGGAGAACAUGAGGACCGGAAACCUUCCUGCCAACAUGAAGAAGAACCGUGUGCUUCAGAUCAUUCCAUAUGACUUCAACCGGGUUAUAUUGUCAAUGAAAAGGGGCCAAGAGUUUACGGACUACAUCAAUGCAUCAUUUAUUGAUGGCUACAGACAGAAGGACUACUUCAUCGCUACCCAAGGUCCUCUGUCCCACACGGUGGAGGACUUCUGGAGGAUGGUGUGGGAGUACAGGUGUCACUCUAUUGUCAUGCUCACUGAACUCAAGGAGAGGGAACAGGACAAAUGUUUCCAGUACUGGCCAGCAGAGGGCACUGCAACAUUUGAAGACUACACUUUGGAGCUGAAGGGGGAUGCCCUAUGUGACACUUUCACUCUGAAGGACAUGGUGCUCACAUAUGGACCAGAAAAACAGUCAAGGCACGUCCGACACUUUCAUUUCCACGGCUGGCCUGAGAUCGGAAUACCGGCAGAGGGAAAGGGAAUGAUCGACAUCAUUGCUUCAGUGCAGAGACAGCAACAACAGUCUGGAAACCACCCGAUCAUAGUACAUUGCAGUGCUGGUGCGGGUCGGACUGGGACAUUCAUCGCCCUGAGUAAUAUUCUGGAGCGGGUGAAAGCCGAGGGCCUACUGGACGUGUUUCAGACAGUCAAGAGUUUACGCAUGAAGAGACCACACAUGGUUCAGACUGUGGAACAAUAUGACUUCUGCUACAGAGUGGUUCAAGAUUUUGUUGACAUUUUCUCAGACUAUGCCAAUUUCAAAUGACAAUAUCUGCUACAUAUACCCAUGUAUUUUUCCAACAGGCAUAUACCAUUUUGUUAGAUCGCUUUUUUUUACACUUUGCACUUAAACACAGUACUUAAACUUAUUGUUCCAUAUUGUAAUAUAUUUGUUUGUAUCUCUGUCUGUUUUUUUGUUAGCUCGUUCAAAACAGCCCAAAAGAAAAUGUAAUAUUAUGUCUAUUUAGUCUUUUCAACUAGCUUUGUGUCCUCAGUAUUUGGAUGUCAAACGUUUUGAAUUGAAAACAACCUAAGACCAUUUGAUCAAAAAUGGGAAUGAAGGGUUUAUUAUGUAAACAUUAUGUAUAUACGCUGAGUGUAUAAAACAUUAAGGACAGCUUCCUGAUAUUGAGAUGCACCUGGUCAGUCUAUGUCAUGGAAAGUGCAGGUGUCCUUAAUGUUUUGUACACUCAGUGUAUAUUGAUUAACUUAUGCAUAUAAUCUUUAUCUAUUUAUAUAAGGUAGAAUUUAAUGUACAUUUUGAGUAUGUUAAAAACAUUACCACGAGAUUGCCUUUCGUUGCCUGUGGUCUGUACCAUAGCUAUGGCACAUACUGUGGAAGUCCACAGAUUGGACAAAAAAAAACUGCUGUUGUGAAGAUACACAACCUGCCAUAAGAGUUUGUCAUUGUAUUACUGACCUUACAAGUGACUUAAGUGCCAUUUAAUAUUUGCUGUGUAUGAUGUUUUUUUUAUAUCAACAGUAUUGUUGUUUUUUUGUGCUAUUUUCUACAUUGUAGAAUAAUAGUGAAGACAUCAAAACUAUGAAAUAACAUAUAUGGAAUCAUGUCGUGACCAAAAGUGUUAAUCAAAUCAAAAUGUAUUUGAGAUUCUACAACCACCCUUUGCCUUGAUGACAGCUUUGCACACUCUUGGAAAUCUCAAAUAUAACAUAUAUAUUUUGAUUUGUUUAUUUAACACUUUUUUUGGUUACUACAUGAUUCUAUAUGUGUUAUUUAAUAGUGUUGAUGUCUUCACUAUUAUUCUGUACUUAACUUCAUUUAGAAUCAGUCGUAUGUACUGAGUAUGGAAUUAAGGCUAGUGGUUGCUGUAGUGCACAAGCAUCUUGUCCCUGUACAGCCUCUUAUUUAUUUAUUUUACCUUAAUUUUACUAGGCAAGUCAGUUAAGAAUAAAUUCUUAUUUUCAAUGACAGCCUAGGAACAGUGGGAUAACUGCCUUGUUCAGGGGAAGAACAACAUAUUUUUUACCUUGUCAGCUUGGGGAUUUGAUCUUGCAACCUUUCGGUUACUAGUCCAAAGCUCUAACCACUAGGUUACCUGCCGCCCCAAUCAUAAGUCUGUAUAAAGUUUACAUUUUUCUAUUCUGAGUGCAAUAAAUGCAAUGAAAAUAAACUAAUUUGUCAUUAAUUUCUGAAUAUUUGUAAAAGAUACAAAACAUGUGUAUCAAACAGUGGAGGCUGGUGGGUGGAGCUAUACGUG